UAACAAGGUUAGAUGGAAGUAAGAGGCACAAUAGGGAAAACGUUGGUAUAUUUAUAGUUUUCACAUGAGAAGAUUUCUAGAGUGUUCACUAAGUAUUGACUAACGCUGAUUAGAUAAGAAUUAGCCAAUCAGCGUGCGCCAACGCAAGCGUGCAUUGAAAAUUAUUUAAUCCAAUCUAUGUCCCGCUAACACUCAAGUAGCAGCUUAAGCUCGAAUAUGGGAAGCGCGUAUAUCAGUACCCGAAUCCGAAGUCCGUUCAACACAACAACAAAAUCAUAAUAAGGAUAAUUCUUCAUUAUUUUACCGUCGGAUAAUUGCUAGUUUUAAUUUACAUUGUAGCAUUUCAAUGGUGGCCAGUUAAAUAUAAAUCCAGACAGUUCAGUAUAUUACACUAGCCAAUCUCUGGAGAUAGUCAAUCUCAAUGAACCAACUGUUUAUGAAAUGCGAUCUAAAGACAUGGAAAGUUUGUUGGAGUGCACUGAUCCACACAAAAAUGUGUACACAGUUGACAACUGGGCAAAUUGUAAUGUUCUUUUAACUGUAGGUAAUAAAAAACAUACUGUUAAUGAAGACUUAAAUACUGAAGUCAAUCAAAUUUAUUCAACUGAAUUAACAAAUGAAAACAAUCAACAAAUUGAAGAUUCAUUUCACACUGUUUUACAGAACAAAGACAACGCUGACAAUAAUGAAAUUAAUGAACCUCAUAAUAAUGAAAUAUCAAAUGAUGGUUGUUGUUUAUAUGAUGAACACAUACCGAGAUUAUUUUAUUUUGAUCCAAUUAAAAGAAUAGCUAUUGAACUCAUACAUCAUGAAGAAUAUAAGUGCUUGCUUCGAAGAGCUCAUAAUAUUCAAUCACCUCGUCAUCACAUAAAUAAAUUGACAAUGGAAGAAAAGUUGAUGUAUAUGAAUACGAAAAGUCAAAACACUUCAACAUCAGAUAGUGAUUUUUAUGAAGGUUUAUACUUAAGAGAACCAAUGCAAAAUAAUCCCAAGGUCUUCGGCCUGACGCUGAUGAAGUCACUAUCCACCAAUGAAACAGGAAAAUACUACGUUCAAGAAAAUAUUAUUCCUGAGGGUUUGAGCAGUCGGGAUUUCCAAACUAUAACACAUUCAUCAAAUUCAAACCCGCAUUCAGAUAUUCGAAAAUUAGGUGAAAGAGCCGGCAAAGGUCUAGAUAUCAUUAUGCCAUCUUUGGAAUAUCUUGGUUUAAAGCUUCCAGAAACAAACGUCACCCUUCUACCGGCCCAAAAAGGCAAAUCGAUAAAACGCGAGAUUCAUAAAUUUAAUGCUUAUUAUCAAGCUCUUCAUGCAAACGUAAGACGCUUUACUGAAUUCCCAUUAAUUACAUCCGAAAUUAAUCAAAGGUUUUUAGGUGUACUAUGCGCUUACACAGAAUACUACCUCAAUCGUUUAAAUGAAUGGUGCAGUCAACAACCAACAAGAUUAUCAGAAAUUAUGCAAUCUGAAUUAAGAUUGUUCUUGGAUCCAAUACCAACUGUAUCAAGUGUAUUAUCUAGAAAUAAGCAGAUAUCAUAUCCAAUUGAAAAUGAGAAUAUAACAGAUGUAUCCAGUUCCCCUAGUCAACAAACCACUGUCAGUCAAGAAAUAUCUCAACCAACUAACAAAUAUUCGCCAGCUAGACAAGAAGCAUUCAAACUAUUACGUCAAGAGAUUGAGAAAGCAAUGAGAGAUAGAGCAGCACUUAGGAGUACUCAUACACCUAACUACUUUCGGUCACAGGAAGGAAUCGGAUUUUUGCUGUCACAAAUCCCCGAUGUGAAAAAAUUGUCUAAAUUAGUGCCAGAAUUAAGUAAUCUACCAAGUCGAAAUCCUAAACAAAAUGAUAAAUCAACCUUAACAGAACAAUCGACUCUAAUUCUUAGUGAUUCUCCACCAAAUAUACCUAGUCCAUUAUUAAGAACAAUAGAGAAUGAUAAUGAGUUGAUCACGGAGAAAAUAACAGGAAAUACAAAUAAUAGCCAUUUAACUAUGAAUAAACUUAUCUAUAAUGACGGUUAUAAAACUGGAAUGAAAAUGUCAACUAGAGAAACAACAAAAAUAUGUUUUUAUUAUUAUGAUAUUGACCCGUCGCAAAUUAAAAUGAUUGACAAUCACAGUACUCAUGUGCCUUUGGAUGUUGUUGCCUUGGCUAAACAAAAGCAACUUCGAGUGCCAAAGUAUUUAUAUGCUAAAAGACCCAGUUUGCCUAAAUGCAACAACGGGGUAAAUGGAAUUAGCCAUGCCACAAAUUUCAAUGUAAAACAAGCACUUAUUGAAGAUCCUGUACGUCGUCGAGCCUUAUUUACAAGUAUUAUUGGCGGUCCACCGUUUGGUCAAUUUUCACUUAGACGAAUGCGUGGUUUACGUCUAACACCAAGUCGCAUUAAUGUUGGUGUGCUACCAUACGGUGUAACCCGUAGUUUUUCAGUGAAAUUAGUAAAUUGGGGUCCGGAAACAGCAUAUUUUAAAAUUAAACAACUACCAAUUCAAAGUGGGAUACGUGUUUUUUAUACUCCGGGACCAAUUCCAGCAGGCUUAUCUCGUCGAUUAACAAUUGAAGUAUCGAAUCAACGUCAAGACCGACUGGAAAGCUACCCAUCUAACCAACAGAUUGAUGACCGAGGACUAAAACAGACAGCAAACCAUGAUGCACCGAAGAAAUCCUGCCAUUCAAAUAUAAAAUGGGAUAUCGAUAAAUAUAAUGAAGAGAAUUCAAAAGAUAUUGAAAAUGAUAACUAUAACAUUGACAAUGACGAAUUGAAAGAGAAAUUAAGUAUAGACGAUAAAAUCAUCACCUUCUCGGAACAUCUUGAAAUAACUACUGACACACAUAUAUUGUAUUUGUUAAUAACAGGUUGCCGAAUUGAAAAUUAUAGUUCAGUACAGUCUUCAAUGCUUAAUGCUAGUGAAGAUAUCAUCAAACCGAGGUUUAUUCAACCUCUCAUGUCGUAGAAGGAAACAAGAAUACUACAAUUAAAAACACUGGGCAAAGACUUUUUUAUAAUUUACUAAUUAGGAAUCAACUUAUUGAAUAAAAUUAUAUUCUGGACGAAAUACUUAUGUCUUCUAUAUAUUGAGUAGUAAGAAUUCAAUAGAUAUGUAAUAUGGUACAAUCUGAAAUUCUAUUACAAUGACCCAAAUAUUAUACGUAAAAAUUAUACGUGAAAUAAUUUCAGCGACUGAAAUACAAAUAAUUCCAACGUUUCAUCUGGCAAUCAAUAAGAGUAUUUUUGAUAAUUUUGACUGUUUCCCUUAAGAAGUUAGACCAUUUUGCUGGAUAAAAAAUUUCUGUCACUGAAAUUAUUUCAAAUAUAAUUUUUACGUAUAAUGUCUUGUAUGUACUUACCUUAAAUAUCUUUCGAACUGAAUAUUCAAACUUCA
Molecule: messenger RNA, 3381 nt
Organism: Schistosoma haematobium
Lineage: Eukaryota; Metazoa; Platyhelminthes; Trematoda; Strigeidida; Schistosomatidae
Product: Sperm-associated antigen 17
Exons: 9
Coding region: 442-2952 (836 amino acids)
Biological process (GO): epithelial cilium movement involved in extracellular fluid movement; axonemal central apparatus assembly
Cellular component (GO): axonemal central apparatus
Source: RefSeq, a predicted model, not a curated record